CCGGAAUCCUCAGUCGACCGACGUGAAUGGAAAGCGCUAAAAGAGGCAGUGUCCCCGCCGCAGAGGCGGCUUCGAGGUCCCCAUGGCACUUGCAGAAAUGCUUGUGGACCUAGUGCAGGUGAAUGGAGGAUGCGACAGACCUUGGUCCACCCCGGUUGUCACCCUAAUGGUUUUGCUGCUUCUGUAUAAAGAACGAUGGUGUCUUGAGAUUGUUCACCGACUCUCCCUCCCUUGGGACUGAAACCAAAGCUCAGGGUCUUGAACUCAGCCCUGGAUUCUAUGGAGCGGUGCCCAUUUGUGACAGUCGAUGGGGGGCUUGUGGUGUUCACAGACGUGGCCGUGCACUUCUCGCAGGAGGAGUGGGGGCUCCUUGAUGAGGCCCAGAGACGCCUGUACUGCGGUGUGAUGCUGGAGACCUUUGCGCUUGUGUCGUCACUAGGUUGCUGGCAUGGAGCCCAGGAUGAGGAGGCCUCUUCAGAGCACGGUGUCUCUGUCAGAGCAUCACAGGUCAGGAUGCCACAGCCAGGCCCGUCUGUCCAGGAGGCCCAGCCCUGUGAGAUGUGUAGCUCACUCUUGAAAGACCUUUUGCACUUGGCUGAGCAGGACAGUAUACACCCUGAGCAAGGCCCGCACACUUGGGGAAAGCGUUACCAGCACCAAAAGCAUCAAAUUAGAGUGGGACUUUCCAGAAGUGAUGAGCGGAAGGCUUCAUUUGCGAAGAACUGCAGAGGUCACGUGGCAGAGACGACCUCUAUGUCCAGUGAAGAGGGGAAGGACUCGCGAGCCAACGCAGGCUGCUCCGACGGCAGGCUCCUCACGUUGUGGGAAGGCCAUGCUGGGACACAGCAGGUGGAGAGGCCUUUCAAAGUGAACAGAAUUAUUAUAAGUGCAUUCACUGUGGGAAAAUCUUCAGUCAUAAAAAUUUACUUGUUGACCAUGAGAAAAUCCACACUGGAGAAAAGCUUCAUGAGCACAGAGAACGUGGAAAGGCCUUCCUUAGAAAGCCCCACCUUCAUCAGCACCAGAAGGGCCACGAGGAAGGUCAGCUUUAUGAGAACCCAAAAUAUGGAGGAUGUCUCACACAGAUACCUGGCCUCGGUGACCACCGGGGUAUUCACACCAGGCCGAGGCCUCUGGAGUGCAGCCACUGUGGGAAGGCUUUCCUUAGACUGUCCCAGCUCGUUGGGCACCAGAAGAUCCACACAGGAGAGAGGCCUUAUGGUUGCAGUGAAUGUGGGAAAUUUUUUAGGACUCGCUCUACACUCAUCAGACACCAGAGUUCACACUGGAGAGAGGCCAUAUGAGUGUAGGGAGUGUGGGAAAGCCUUCACCCGCAAGCAUAAACUGGUUGAGCAUCAGAAAAUCCACAGUGGUGAAAAGCCUUAUGAGUGUGGAGAAUGUGGGAAAACCUUCAGCUGCAAAGACAAAGUUGUGGAACACCAGAAAAUUCACAGCGGAGAGCGGCCUUAUAAGUGCAAUGCAUGUGGGAAAGCAUUCAGCCGCAAACAUAAACUUGUUGAGCACCAGAAAAUCCACACUGGAAUAAGGGCCUAUGAGUGCAGAGAAUGUGGCAAGUUCUUUAUGGACAGCUCCUCGCUCGCUAUUCAUCAGAGAGUUCACACUGGAGAAAGGCCAUAUGAGUGUGGCAAAUGUGGGAAGUUCUUUAGGUACCGCUUCCCACUCCUCAGACACCAGAGAACUCACACUAAGGGAAGGCCUGACUAG
Messenger RNA from Suricata suricatta (meerkat), 1725 nucleotides. RefSeq names its product zinc finger protein 547-like. The record is from RefSeq and is a predicted model, not a curated record. The coding region runs from base 280 to 1725 and encodes 481 amino acids. NCBI's taxonomy places the organism in Eukaryota, Metazoa, Chordata, Mammalia, Carnivora, Herpestidae. Gene Ontology annotation, molecular function: DNA-binding transcription repressor activity, RNA polymerase II-specific. Gene Ontology annotation, biological process: negative regulation of transcription by RNA polymerase II. The transcript has 4 exons.